Plasmodium adleri (nom. inval.) is the source of this 6210-nucleotide messenger RNA. Its product is annotated as conserved Plasmodium membrane protein, unknown function. The coding region runs from base 1 to 6210 and encodes 2069 amino acids. NCBI's taxonomy places the organism in Eukaryota, Apicomplexa, Aconoidasida, Haemosporida, Plasmodiidae. The record is from RefSeq and is a predicted model, not a curated record. The transcript has a single exon.
AUGGAUGUUCAAAAAAAUAAACCAAAGAAUAGUAAUAAUAAUAAUAGUAACAAAUUAAAAUAUAUAAAUAAUAAUACCAAGAGUAGUAAUACAACAAAUUUUAACGAGUUGAGAGAUAUUUCAAAAGAUAAUAUAUUUAUUUUAUAUGAUAAAAAAGUGGAACAAUUGAAUAACAGAAAAGACAAUUCUAAUGAUGAUGCAGAGUUAAAAAAAAAAAAUGAGAAAAUAGAAAGAAUGAGUAAGUUCAAUAAUAAUGAAAAUGAAAAAAUAAAGAGUAAUAAAAAUAAACAUUCAAUAAAUAUGUCUACAUUGUCAAGUUUGGAUGAGGAUGAAAAUAAUAAUAGAAACGAAGAUCUUAUAAUGAGUAGUGAAUAUGCAGAAGUAAGUAAAAAUAAAAAUAUGUUAAUAAUGGGUAAUAAAAAAAAUGAAAUGUUAAAUCAUAAAAAAAAUAAUUUGAACCAUUUAUUUGAAGAAGUUUGUACUAUAGACAAUAAUAAUAAUAAUAAUGAUAACAUUCCAAUAUUAAAUAAAAGAUUAAGUGAUCGAAAUAAAAAAGAAAAUGAAAUAUAUAAUAUGAAUCAAAAUAAUUAUGAAAAUGUUUAUAAUAUUAAUCAAUUUAAUAAUAAUAUGAAUAUGAAACAUGUUUUAAAUAAUGUGAAAAGCUUAAAAAAUUGGACAGAUGAUAAGGAUGAAAAUGAAAAAGAAAUAGAGCAUUUUGAUUUAUCGACUGAUUCUAGAAAUCAAAAUAGCAAUAAUAUGAAUAAUAACAAUUAUAAUCAUGAUGUAAAUAAACAAAAAUUGACAAAUAAAAUGAAUAGUUUUAUGUUUGAAAUGGGUGAAGAGAAAUGCAACAAAAUGGAUGAUGAUUUUUCAAAGAAAAAAAUAUUAAAAAAGAGGAGUAUAUAUAAUGAUGAAGAAAGUGAUGGUUCAUAUAUAAAAGAAAUAAAUGACGUCAAUUUAGAUAGAAAGAAGGAUAGUAUGUGUUGUUCAUCUUUUAAAAAAUCUAAAAAAAAUGAAAAUCACGUACGUAUAGAUAAAAAUAAUGUAAAUGAUAAUAUGAAAGAAUUAUAUAGUAAUAGUAUGGGUUAUAUAGAUAUUAAAAAAAAAAGAAAAAAAGAAUUAAGUAAAGAAUUAAAAAAUAUGGAUUGGUUAAUUUAUACUAUUAGAUAUAUGGAUUAUAGAAGAUUACGUAGAAGAUUUAGUGGUAUUAGAAAACCUAUCUCAAAAAAAAUUGUUUUUAUUAUAACUAUAUUUUGUUUAAUAUUAAUAUCAUGGAAAUAUUUUAAUGUAUCAUAUCAAAAUAAUAAGUUUAAUUUUAGUUUUGAAAUUCAAACAAGUUUAUUAUUUUUUGUUGAAGCUAUUUUAUUAACAAUUGGAAUAAUAAUAUUUGCAAAAUUUCAGACGCGUUUAAGUUUACAUUGGCCUAUUUAUGCUUCUUAUAUAUUUAUUAUAUGUGCAGUAAUAUUAUUACUUUUUUUUGAAAAUGAUAAAUUAGACAAAAAUUCUCGUGGGGAACAUAUUUUAAUGUUAUAUGGUAUUGUACAAUUAUCAUUAAUUAUUAUAGUAAAGAUUAUAAUAUUUAGUGGUCCUCUUUUGGCUAUAUAUGGAUUUUUUUGUCCAUGUACCGAGCAUUGUAGAAUAUUAAAAAAGAAAAUUUCAACAAAUAAAUUAAAUAUAACAAUAAGUAGAUAUAACGAUUUUGCAGGUAUGUGUGGUAAUAAUGUUUGUUGUUUAUGCUUAUGUGCAUAUCGUUCGUUUUAUCGUCUUGUAAAUUGUUUCUACAAUAAAUUUUCGAAUUUUAAAUUUAAAAUGAUAACUGAAACAAAUGAUGAAGCUCCAUUUAGUCAUCAGUUAAGAUAUAAAGGCAAAACAGAUAUUUAUGGAAGACCGCAUGGAUAUGGUGAAUGGAUAGAAGAUCAUUCUUAUGGUGAAAAAUUAAGAGGAUUUUGGUAUCAUGGAUAUCCUGUAGGUCCAUUUAUAUCACAAGAAAUUGGUAGUGGUUCCUUAUUUGUUAAUACAAGAGUAGGUUUUGCUGCAUGUGUUGGGAAAGAUUGGUCUGAUGUUAGAUAUGGUGUUGCAUGUACGGAAUGUUCUAUAAGUGGUCAUUUUUUUAAUGAUUUUCCACUUACUCAUUUUUUUAAUCCGAAAAUUGAAAAAAAUAUAUAUGGUAGAUUACCUUCUAAUAGAUAUGAUAUUAUAAUAAAAGAUAUAUUAAAAGAAAAUUAUGAAGAUAUUUUAUGUUAUGAUUUAAAAUGGUGUUUUAAUAUGUUAAAAGUAAAUAGUGGUACAACUAAUGAAACUUGUUCAAAUAAUUGUAUGAUAUCAUUAGAUCAUGUUACUAUGAGUUUAAAGGUUCAUAAUUAUAAAAGACUUGAUUCUAUAAAAAGAAAAAAUGAUAUCCUUGAUGAAAUUAAUAUUAAAUUAGUACAUGUACCACAUGAAAAAAAAAAAACUAAGAAAAUUCAUAAAAGGGACAAAUUUAAAAAAUUAGAAGAAAAAUGGAAACAAGUAGAAAAUGAGGAAAACUCAUUAUUUAUGAAUCAAAAUAAAGUUUGUAGUACUCUAAAAAAUGUUAAUUCGUCUUCUAACAAUAGGGAAAUGAAUGUAGCUAUGCAAGAAAAUUAUCACUCCUAUUAUAAAAAUAAAUUUUCUGAUAAAUAUUUAGAUUCUAUGGAGGAUGAUAUUUAUCUGUACAAAAUGAAUAAAACAUUACAACCAACAGAAAUACAUAAAGCAUCAUAUUUGUUUGAAUCAAGUGAUAGUAGUAAAAAUCAAACCAAACUGAAGGAACAUACAAAUAAAGAUAAAAAAUAUAAAGGUAUAAAUAAAAAUACAGAAUCUUCAUUUAAUAGUAACAAUGAUAUGAAUGGACAUCAAUUUGAUGAAGAUUUCAAUUGUAAUAUUCUUGAAUUACCAAAGAAUGGUUAUAAAAAUUUUGAGAUUAAAGAAAAUUAUGAAUCAUGUAGUAUUAAUAGUAUUUCACGUAGGAGCAAUGUCCAUACAGCGGAUGAUAAGAACAGUAAUAGUUAUAUGAAUCGACUAGAGCUUAAUCAAAUAAAUAAUAAUAAAAAGAAUGUGCCAUAUAAUAAUCCUACGAACGAACCAAGUAUUAGAAAUAAUAUCUCAUAUGUUUCUUAUCCAUUGUGUAUAAAUGAAUGUAAUAGUAAAAAUGAUAAUUCAGUUAAUUCAAAUAUCGACGAGUUUAUUGUAGAUAUUAAAGGAUACGAAGAAAUAUACCAAGGUAAUAAUCAAAAAAAGACGGUAUUAAAUAAUAAUAUUAAAAAUAGAUGUAAUAGUUACUAUCCCAAUGGUAGAUUUAGUACACAAAAUUUUGUAAAUUAUGAAAAACAUGUUCCUAAUAUUAAAAAUAUUUCAAAAAAAGAGGCAUCAGAUAUAAAACAAAAUAAAGAUGAAUAUAUAGAUGAGCAUUCGAUUUUUAGUCAGAAUGAAUAUUCUGCCUUUGUAGAAAAUAAGAAGGAUAAUAUUCAUGAUAAUAUCAAUUGCUUAUUGUUUGAGAAACAAAAUGUUAUAGGAAUUAAUAGAAAAGAGAGUUCAGAAAAAAGUUGUGAUAAGAAUAUGACAGUGUGUACCUUAAAGAGUAUGGAUACGCCUAUUUCAGAAGAUGAAACUGAGAUGGAUAAAUUAAGUAAGCAUAAAAAAGAAAAAUUGAAAAAUAAAGAGUUGGUUAAAAAAAAAAAAAAUUGUAAUAAAAUAAUAGAAAAGCAUUCUAAUAAAAAGGAAAUGUAUGAAAAUUAUGAUAUGAAUAAUAAGGAGGUUGAUGAAUAUGAUAUUGAUAAAAAUGAUUAUGAAUCAAUACCAAUAAGAAAGGAAAUAUUAAAAAGUAUGGAACAUGAACAUAAUAAUAUUGAUAAAUAUGUUGAGAAUAAGAAUAUGUUUAUGUCUGACAUAUUUAAAUCGUUUAUAAAAUCUGGAAUUCAACGAAAUAUGAAAAAGAAUAAUAAUAUAAUAUUAUCUAGUGAUGAAAUAGAUGGUAUAAGUUUAAAAAGAUCAAAUGCUAAAAGAAGAAAAAAUGUUAUAAAGAAAUCGUCUUAUCGACUUUUAGGAAAUUUAAAAGAAAAUGAUAGACGAAAAAGUAGUGUGUUUGAUAAAUCUACGAAAAAAUUAAGUAUGAACAAAAUGAAAAAUUCUAAAAUAAAAAGCUUUGUUAAUAAAUAUUCAAAACAAGGGAAAAAAAGUACUAUAUUUAUAACAUCUGGUAAUAAAAAAUGGGAUAAAUUAUUACGUUCCAAAAAGUAUAAGAAGAAUUAUAAAAAUGAAAGAAUAAUAGGUACCAUAGGUAAUAAAAUGAUGAAUUUGAAUGAAUCUUAUGGAAAUUUUAAUUCUCCUACUAUAUCACCAACAAAUAUAAAACGAAAUAAAACUAUAGCACAAGUAUUUGCUGAAGAAGAUGAAUGGGAACAAUUUAGACAUCAACAUAAACAAAAAAUUGUGAUAGAUGGAUGGCAAUCUUUAUCAUUAAAACAAAAUUUGAAUUUUAUGCCAGAAGAAAUUCUUAUAUAUAUACAUGGAUAUAAUGUAAAAUUAAAUGAUGGAUGUUCUCAAUUAGCUCAUUUAGUGUCAUUUUCUAAAUUACCUGCAUAUAUCCAGCCAUUUGUUUUUCAUUGGGAAGGUGCUAUGUGGGGUGCUUUCUCUGCUCUUUCAUAUCCGGUUGCUAAGAAAAGAACUGAAAUGUCUAUAUUAGGAAAUUCAUUUAGAACAUUUAUAAAGGAGCUUAUAAAUUCUGGUAUUAAAAAUGUUCAUAUUAUUAGUCACUCUUGUGGCUCCCGACUUUUUUUUAAUGGUUUCCGAAGUUGUGUAGAGGACAAUUUAUUUUAUAAUGUAUUAAAAAACAAGGAAUCUGAAAUAAAAAAGGGUGAUAAUGCAAAGUCUAAAGGGUUGGAACGUUUCACAACUGGAAAGGACGAGUAUGUGUCGGAUGAAAAUAAUGACGACACUGAUAAUUUUAAUGAAAAUAAUAAGAAUGGUAUUAAUAAUAUGCAUUCAAGUAAUAACUUAACUAAUAGUAAUAAUAUGAACAAUAUAAAUAAUAUGAACAAUAUAAACAAUAGUAACAGUAUAAACAAUAGUAAUAGUACAAACAAUAUUGGAAGAAGGGAAAACACAACAAGUAAACAAAAUAAAGGGAAUCUUAAAACAAACAGUGAUAAAAAGAAUAAGAAACAAAAGAAACAAAUAAUUGUAAAAACGGUUAUUUUAUUAAAUCCUGAUUAUCCAUUAGAUACUUUUCUUGAGAAAGAUUUUUUCAUGUUAAGGUCUCAUUGUAAUCAUAUAGUUAUGUAUGGUGAUACAAGGGACCAAGCUUUAACAUAUUCAGAAACAUGGAAUAGAGAGAAAUGUUUAGGAAAAAGGAUAUUUAAGUUAAAAUUACCUUUAUAUAAAAUUCAUCAUUAUGAAGAUUAUCUUAAUAUUAAUAGUGAUGGAAAUAAAUUUAUGAAACAGCGUUGUAAAGUUGAACAAUAUAAAGUUUGUGAUAGUGUUUUAUUUCCUAUAUCUUCAUAUGCUGAUGAAGAAAAUAAAAAUAAAUUAAAAGAAAUAGAUAAUAAAGAUGAAGAAAAAAAGAAUAAAAGAGAAUCCAAAUGUAUAAAUAAAGCAUUUAAAACUGAUAAAAAUGUUUUAAACUCAUAUACUCUCGACUUAAAUGAUGUGGGUGAAGGAGAAGGUGGUGUUUCUUGUGCUUCAGAAGAUGUUUCACAAAAUUAUUUAAAUGAAAACUUUUUAAAAACUCUUGAAUUUAGUGAUACUAGUUUAAAAACAUUUAAAUCUAAAAAAAAAUUUCGUUUUUCAACAGCUUUUAAAAAAAUUAAAAGGAAAUGGUUAUUUAAAAAACAAAGAACAAAUAUUUAUUUUAAUGAAAAUACAUUAAGUAAACGUUAUUCAUCUAUGAAAUUCAAAAAGAAAUCUUUUAAAAUGUCUAAUCAAAAAUUUAUAAAAAAUGAUACAGUAUAUAUAUCAUUUGAUAAAUAUGCAUGGCUAGACAUGGACGUCAUAGAUACUACAUUUGUUGAAACAAAUGUGGAUUUUUUAAAACAUUCUUUUUAUCAAGUUAAAAGAGAAAUUAUUGAUGAUAUUAGAGAAGUGCUCAUAUCAAAUAUAAGAGCACAUGAAAGAGUAAGUAGACUUGAUAGAAGAAGAGGAAAUGUUUUUGUAUUAAGGGUUGCACCCGCUGGAGUGGGAAGUCUCCACAGAUAA